CCCCGCGGAGCAGGUGGCCGACGCGAUUGGCUGAAGGCUCGGAUGACGUAGCAGCGUGCCAUGGUCCCACCGCCCGCCCGUCUGCGCUUAACCCCCGCAGGCAGCUCUCUCUUCCGCUCUCUCUUCCACCGCCGCUCUCACCCACAAGGAUCCCUGAACCCGCCCAGCGACAUGCUGACCGGUCUGUUCCGUGUGCACGGCCACCUGGUGGCCUCCCACCCCUGGGAGGUCAUCGUGGGCACCGUCACCCUCACCAUCUGCAUGAUGUCCAUGAACAUGUUCACCGGCAACGACCAGAUCUGUGGCUGGAACUUCGACUGCCCCAAAACCGAGGAGCAAAUUCUGAGCAGUGACAUCAUCAUCCUGACCAUCACACGCUGCAUUGCCAUCGUCUACAUUUACUUCCAGUUCCAGAACUUGAGACAGCUGGGGUCCAAGUACAUACUAGGCAUCGCUGGCCUUUUCACCAUAUUCUCCAGUUUUGUCUUCAGCACCGUGGUCAUUCACUUCCUGGAUAAAGAGCUGACGGGACUCAACGAGGCGCUGCCCUUCUUCCUGCUUCUCAUCGACCUGUCCAAAGCGUGCGCCCUGGCCAAGUUCGCCCUGAGCUCCGGUUCUCAGGAUGAAGUGAGGGACAACAUUGCUCGGGGCAUGUCGGUGCUGGGCCCCACCUUCACCCUGGACGCCCUGGUGGAGUGCUUGGUGAUCGGAGUGGGAACCAUGUCAGGGGUGCGGCAGUUGGAAAUCAUGUGCUGCUUUGGCUGCAUGUCGGUCUUGGCCAACUACUUUGUCUUCAUGACGUUUUUCCCGGCGUGUGUCUCACUCGUGCUGGAGUUGUCCCGUGAGAGCCAGGAGGGUCAUCCCAUCUGGCAGCUCAGCCACUUCUCCAGGGUCCUGGAGGAGGAGGAGGACAACAAACCCAACCCGGUGACCCAGAGAGUCAAGAUGAUCAUGUCCCUGGGCCUGGUGAUGGUGCACGCCCACAGCCGCUGGAUCUCUGAGCCCCUGUCCAUCAACACCACGGUGGGCGUCCCUCAGGUCGGCAUGGAGCUGGACCACCUCCUGCCCCGGAGGAUCGAGCCAGAGAAACCGCUGUGGCACUUCUACCUCGCCAGGAUGAUCACCAUGGACGUGGAGCAGGUGGUCUGCCUCGCCCUGGCCCUGCUGCUGGCUAUCAAGUACAUCUUCUUCGAGCAGGCCGAGAUGGAGUCCACUCUGUCGCUGAAGAACCCCAUCACCAUGUCCGCCCCGCCCCUGACCCCGCGGCGGCCCGCCGACACCUGCUGCAGGAAGGAGGCGUGUCCCCCCCGGGCCCUCUCCCCCGCCCCGGCGCCCACCAUCGAGUCAGAGAGAGAUGAGGUCAUCCGCCCCCUGUCCGCCCCGGCCGCGGGGCCACAGCCAAAGAGCUUCUUCGUGGAGGGGGACGAGGAGCGGGAGGCUGAGGAGGAGCAGCCGAGCGUCCUGCCGGGGCCCAGAGACCUGGACGCGUGUGUGGCCAUCAUCAACAACCCCGAGCUGGGGGCCCGUUUCCUGAGUGACGCUGAGGUGGUGCAGCUGGUGAACUCCAAGCACAUCCCGGCGUACAAACUGGAGGCCAUGAUGGAGAAAGCAGAGAGGGGCGUGGCCAUACGUAGACAGAUGAUCGCCGCCAAGCUGCCCUCCCCCUCCGCGCUGUCCAGCCUGCCGUACGCUGACUACGAUUACUCCAAGGUUAUGGGCACCUGCUGUGAGAAUGUGAUUGGCUACAUUCCCGUACCAGUAGGUGUGGCUGGGCCCCUGCAUCUGGAUGGGAAGCAGUUCCAGGUUCCCAUGGCAACCACAGAAGGCUGCUUGGUUGCCAGCACCAACCGCGGAUGUCGAGCAAUCGCUCUGGGAGGCGGAGCCAAGUGUCGUAUCCUAGCCGACAGCAUGACCCGAGGGCCCGUGGUCCGGCUGCCCUCCGCCUGCCAGGCCGCGGAGGUCAAGGCGUGGCUGGAGAGCACCGACGGUUUCCAGGAGAUCAAAGAGGCGUUUGACAACACCAGCAGGUUUGCGCGGCUCCAGAAGCUGCUGGUCGGUCUGGCUGGGAGAAAUCUCUACAUCCGCUUCCACUCCAAGACUGGGGACGCCAUGGGGAUGAACAUGAUCUCUAAGGGAACCGAGCAGGCGCUGCACACGCUGCAGCAACACUUCCCUGAGCUGCAGGUGAUGGCCGUCAGCGGGAACUACUGCACCGACAAGAAGCCAGCGGCCAUCAACUGGAUCGAGGGCCGGGGCAAGUCCGCCGUCUGCGAGGCCACCAUCCCCGCCAAAGUGGUCCGAGAGGUGCUGAAGACGUCCACGGCGGCUCUGGUGGAGGUGAACAUCAGCAAGAACCUGGUGGGCUCAGCCAUGGCGGGCAGCAUCGGCGGAUUCAACGCUCACGCGGCCAACCUGGUGGCGGCCAUCUACAUCGCCUGUGGACAGGAUCCGGCCCAGUCGGUGGGCAGCAGCAACUGCAUCACCCUGAUGGAGGCAUCGGGGCCCACGGGGGAGGACCUGUACAUCAGCUGCACCAUGCCCUCCAUAGAGCUGGGCACCGUAGGAGGGGGCACCAGCCUGCCCCCCCAGCAAGCCUGCCUCCAGAUGCUGGGCGUGCAGGGAGCCUGUCAGGACUGUCCGGGGGAGAACGCCCGGCAGCUGGCCCGGGUCGUGUGUGCCACCGUGCUGGCUGGGGAGCUCUCGCUCAUGGCUGCUCUGACCGCCGGCCACCUGGUCAAGAGUCACAUGACGCACAACAGAUCCAAGGUGAACCUACAGGAGACUCCAGGAACGUGCACCAAGAAGGCUUCGUGAGGGCGAGGAGCCUCCUGCAGCCGGCCCAGGUCACCUGACGGGGCGGUGAAGUACGGACAAUGUGAAAGGGACUAAUCAUUCAUCAAGACACCACAUGUCCUCCAAGUGCACUCGGAGAGACACUAGUGACCAAUCUCAAUGCUGAAAAAGAGCAUAUUCAUUUUCUGUUUAUUGGGCUUUAAGCAGAGCAGUUAAUUACUGUCUUCUUCUAUUUCAACUUUUAAGAGUGCUGUCAGGUUUUUAGUGGUAUUUCUGCUGGCCUGUUGCCAAAUACACGACCAGCUGACGGGGGCCGAGUGUCCCAGUGUUCGGCUAAAACGCACUGACCGCAUGAAGGAAUCAAUACAUGAGAGACUGCUGUCCGCAUCCAAGAGGCACUUAAAUACCCAGACUGCAAGCUUCCUUCAAAAGUGCUGAGUUCACCUCCUGCACAUGUAAGGACCAAAUCAAAGGGAGGAUGAAUAAGUGAUGCUGAAACUGCUCCUCCUCAACCAAAGAGCGGUUCAGUCCCCACGGUGACCCCAGAGGGCCUCCAGGGAAUCUGGAGCGAUCUUUAUCUGACAUGAGGUGCACAUGGGGGCCACAUAGGCGCCGCCCUGUGGAAUUUAGUUAAUGAUCAGCUGCUGGGGGAAAUGUUGACGCUGCGUUUGGUGACGUCUCUAACAUGCCAGCUGUGUAACCGGGGUCUUUGUGCAACAUUUUCACAAAGAGGGGAAAACACGUCAGCAGGGCAGAAUGGAAAGAAAAUGUGUUCGAUAUAUUUUUGUAAUAAAUACAAAAUCUAUUUUGAUUGAUCAAGUCGUCUGUAAUAUGGAAUUCUAACAAUAACCUGACAGCAAACGCGGCCCCCGGCUCUCUGUGCCUCACGUGGCUCUUUAGUCCUGCUGGUGGGUUAUUGAUCACCACGGAAACGAGCCACCAUGUGCAGCCUGUGUCCCUAUGAAGUCUUGUUUGUUCCUUCUGCCCAGUGUGUUCGUACACAUUCAUGCCUGAACAGAAGGGAGAGGAAUCAAUGCAGGCAACGGAUAGGAAUCGUUUUAUUUGAUCAAUGCGAUACCAUUUGUUAAUGUACACCGUUCAAUAUUAACUAAAUCAAUGAGUACAUAUUUUGUAUGCGAUAUGCAUUCAUCCCCCCGUCUGCAAUGAACGUUCCGCUUUAUGACGCAUCACAUUUGUUCCAAAAUAAAUGCAAAUGCUCAAAAGUUAA
Molecule: messenger RNA, 4021 nt
Organism: Gasterosteus aculeatus aculeatus (three-spined stickleback)
Lineage: Eukaryota; Metazoa; Chordata; Actinopteri; Perciformes; Gasterosteidae
Product: 3-hydroxy-3-methylglutaryl-coenzyme A reductase-like
Biological process (GO): coenzyme A metabolic process; isoprenoid biosynthetic process; sterol biosynthetic process
Cellular component (GO): endoplasmic reticulum membrane; peroxisomal membrane
Molecular function (GO): protein binding; hydroxymethylglutaryl-CoA reductase (NADPH) activity; NADP binding
Source: RefSeq, a predicted model, not a curated record